This is a messenger RNA of Vigna unguiculata (cowpea), 1083 nucleotides long. RefSeq lists its product as uncharacterized. The record is from RefSeq and is a predicted model, not a curated record. Gene Ontology annotation, molecular function: mRNA binding; metal ion binding. NCBI's taxonomy places the organism in Eukaryota, Viridiplantae, Streptophyta, Magnoliopsida, Fabales, Fabaceae.
UUCAUUCAUUAGUGCGAGAGUUUGACCGUUUUAGAUGAUUGGAUGAAGAGCGGUGCAUUUGGCGUGAAGUGAAGAUGGAGACACAGGGAGCACAGACACACCAUUUCAGAAACUCAACAGAAUCGGAAAACAAUUACAGUAACAAUAAUCAUCACAACAAUGUUAACUAUAAUCGUAACUUGAUGGUGAAGACUGAGUUGUGCAGGAGAUUCAGGAGAGGCGUGUGCGGUCACGGAAGCAAAUGCGAUUUCGCGCACAGCGUUGCAGAGCUCCGACGCCAACCCAAACUAUGCAGAUUGUUCCUUCAAAACAAACACUGUCCCUACGGACGCACCUGUCGCUACCUGCAUUCAGCCACACCAACGCCGCCACCGCUACCACCACAACCAUCAACUUUUCAAAUUCCAAAUCUAAAAUCUCAGUCAGAAGUAGGACAAUUUGAUCGCUCCUCUUCUGCAGAAUACAAGAGAAUGAGAACUUCUGCAGCUGCUCUAAGUGAUAGGUACCCUUCUUAUGCAGAAAGUAGGACAAUGCAAACUGAUGAUACUGAUAUUGCUACUGCAGAUGCCUCAACUAGCACUGGGGUAGCUAGCCCUUCCCAUAAGAAUCAACCAUAUGCUGUGAAGUUCGUAUUCAAGAAAAACGAACUAAAAAAGAUCAAUCGCAUUUAUGCUGAUUGGAUUUCAGAUUUACCCCGCUGAGAAACUGGCUGGACAAGUAGAUCACUAUAUAAAAAACUAAGCAAUUUUUAUCAAUGGGUUAAAACUAAGGAACCAGUCCCAUCGAGUCUGAUUUUGAGGAAUAUUGUUGGGUUUAAAUUUUUUGCCUCUUUUUUUUUUGCAGAGUAUUGCAUCAGGUAUUAGAAUAUAUAGAACUUUUGAACCUACCAAAUUUAUGAUACUGUUGUAGAACAUUUAUGUCGAUGGCCCUUGUUUACCUUGGAGUAACGAAAAAAAUAUUAGCCAAAAAAAUAGGAGAAGAUUUCAAAGAAAUUGAAAUCGUAAGCAGUGCAUAUUCAUUUUUGCACUGUUGGACCAUUACCCAGCUUAUAAAAUAUUCAAAAGACGUUGAUACAGUGUGUUC